Molecule: messenger RNA, 2006 nt
Organism: Camponotus floridanus (Florida carpenter ant)
Lineage: Eukaryota; Metazoa; Arthropoda; Insecta; Hymenoptera; Formicidae
Exons: 4
Coding region: 1-1692 (563 amino acids)
Source: RefSeq, a predicted model, not a curated record
AUGUCGACAGAACAUGGAACGUCAAGAUCCACCAAAUAUUGGGCAUGGGAUUAUUUUUCGAUAAAAGAAGACAGUAUAAGUAUAUCCGUAUGCGAUAUUUGUGCACCCAGAACUAUGGAAACACAUUUAAAAGACAAACAUAACGUUACGAAAAAUGAAUGGGAAUGUCUUCAAAACUGGCGAGACACGAACCUAACCAAAAAGUAUUAUAACCUGACUCAGGAAAAGGGAGAAUUGAUCAAAAGAACAAAAAAGUGUACGAAAUGUGAUCAUGAGUUUCAACGUAGUAAUCUGUGCAUCAUGCUAAAGCAUUUGAUCCAAGUUCAUAACUCCGACAUUACCUACGGAUCCGAUUCACCUUCGGAUGAAAAUAAACUACGUUUACCUUUGAAUAUACUACCAAAAGAAUUCAACAGAAAUCCAUCGAAUGAUCCUGUAGAUCCUGUAGAUCCUGCAAAUCCUGUAGAUCCUGUAGAUCCUGUAGAUCCUGUAAAUCCUGUAAAUCCUGUAGAUCCUGUAGAUCCUGUAGAUCCUGUAAAUCCUGUAGAUCCUGUAGAUCCUGUAGAUUCUGAUGUUACAUCGAGCAACAAUCCAGAGCCAUCAGUAGAACGAGAAAGAGCAGCUCGCAAAAGUUGGAUACAGGAUUAUUUUUCGAUAAAAGACGACAGUUUAAAUUCGACAUGCGAUAUUUGUGGUAUAAAAAAGGCCCAUAAAAGGAAUUAUUUAGAUAUGAAAAAAAUAUAUGGACAUUUAUCUACUAUGCAUACGAAAAUUUAUGAAAAAAUUGAAAAGGAAAGAAGUAAAAAAUGGGAAUCGUUUUUUGAAAGAGUGCCAUGCUCAACUGAUAGUACAAGAAGCGUUAAUAUAAAAUGCAAACUAUGUGAUCAAAAUCCAUAUGAUAUAAAGCUUCGAAUAUACAUGCGUUACGAUAUGGAAACACAUUUAAAAUACGAACAUAAUGUUACGGUAAAUGAAUGGAGAGAUCUUAGAAACUGGCGAGACGCGAGCCUAACCGAAACGUAUUAUGACCUGAUUGAGGAAGAUAAAUAUCAAAAGAUAGAAUCGAUCAAAAAAACACAAAUGUGUAAGAAAUGUAAACAUCAGUUUCCACGUAGUAAUCUAUGCAUCAUGCUCAAGCAUUUUAUCCAAGCUCAUCCAUCCGACAUUACCUUCGCACUCGUUUCACCUCCGAAAAUAUUUUUACCUUCGCAUAUACUACCAAACGGAUUACUUAAAUCGAAUGAGAUUGAAGCUAUUGUAAAUUCUGAUGAUGCAAUGUCGAGGAGCAGCAGUCCAUCAAUAUCUGGCCGAUCUGAUGUCCUGUCCAGUCUGAUGGAAGAUAUUUAUGACUUGUAUACUGAUUAUUGGUCAACAAAAGAUGUAGAUGCUGCAUCGACCAUGAAUCCACAGUCACCAACAUCUAAUCUUUCUGAUAGCAUCCUUCAAGAACUUAUCAAUGAACGCUGUGAAGAGCUACAAUCAUCAUCUCACCAUUCUGAUGACCUCCUUCCGAUGCAAGAACAUGCCAGUUACAAGGAAACUGAUAAUUCACUAACAGAAGAUGUAGAUGCUGCAUCGACCCUGAAUCCACAGCCAUCAACAUCUUCUGGCCGUUCUAAAAGCAGCUCUGGAAAACCUUCCAGGAAACGCCGUAAAAUCAGUGAAAAUGCAAGCAGUGACGAAGAUGAUUAGUGAUAUUGCACGAAGCAACACCAUAACAUCGCUUCAACAUCUACACACACAAGUUCGGCCUCGAGAUUUGAUUUCUGAUUUUUUUAGUAUCAUUAUAUUGUAAUCAAGACACUCGAUGUUCUCCUGUUUAUAUUAUUGAAAGUAUUGAAAAACAAUGAAAACAAUGAAAAGAAUUGUUAACAUAAUUCAAACCAUUGACAUCUGAAUAGAUAGACGGAACAUUAGCUAUCGAUUAAGACGAGAAGGGCUUUAAUCGCUGAUAAUCGCGGUAAUGGGGAAUUCUAUGAACUUCAGUUGAAUUAGGUUACUCCCGA